UAAAAGGGAAAGGGGAGAGGGAGAAUCGGAAGGGAUUUGGGGGGAGUAUUGGUAGGAGAGAUGAAAAGAAAUGAAGGAGAUGAGGAGAGUUGGGGAGGAGAUGAGAGAGAGGGAAAGAAGUGGAGAGAGACAGGAUUGAGAAUAGAGAGAGAUGAAGAGAUGAAGAGAGCCAGAGAGAAAUCUGGGGAGGUGGAGGGAAAUAGAAAAGCUGUUUAGAAAAAAAAAACAGGAAGAAUUGGGGGAGUUGUGAAGAGACAGGGACUGAUACAAAACAUGUGAGGAGACAGGGAGAUGGGGAGCUGGAAAAAGACGUUGAAAGACAAGAAGAGAUGGCAAAUAUGGGAGGAGGGAGAGAGAGGAAGAUGUGGGGACAUAGAGGGAGAUGGCAAAUGUGGGGAGAGAGGGAGAGAUGGCAAAUAUUGGGGGGAAGGGGAGAUGUAAAGACAGAGGAAGGUAUGGGGACACAGGGAGAGAUGGGAAAUUUGGGGAGGGAGGGGGAGAUAGGAAGAUGUGGGGAGAGGAGAGAUGGCAAAUGUGGGGAGAGAGAGAUGGCAAAUAUUGGGGAGAAGGGGAGAUAGAGCAACAGAGGAAGGUGUGGGGACACAGGGAGAGAUGGGAAAUUUGGGGAGAUAGGGAGAGAUAGAAAGAUGUGGGGACAUAGGGAGAGAUGGGAAACUUGGGGAGGGAGGGAGAGAUGGCAAAUAUUGGGGGGAACGGGAGAUGUAACGACAGAGGAAGGUGUGGGAACAUAGGGAGAGAUGGGAAAUUUGGGGAGAGAGGGAGAGAUAGAAAGAUGUGGGGACAUAGAGAGAGAUGGCAAACUUGGGGAGGGAGGGAGAGAUGGCAAAUAUUGGGGGGAAGGGGAGAUGUAACGACAGAGGAAGCUGUGGGGACAUAGGGAGAGAUGGGAUAUAGGGAGAGAAGGGGAGGAAUAACUGACCAGGGAGAAGAAGGUUAGGAAGUGACGGGGAAUUCCUUUUCCCAAUCCCCCCUCCCCUCCCCAGAGACAGGCAGAUAACGCAGCCAUCUCAGCAGCGAGAAUGGGGUGCUGGAGACGGGGAGUAGAAGUGGAGGCUGGGAAGGGGGUUCGGGUGGGGGCCUAAUAGCGGGAAUCGGGUGGGGCCGUCGCUCCUGCCAUGACCUCAGACCUAGGGGGCCCAGCCCAGUACUGACGUCAGCCCCCAACUACAAAUGCCCCCCCCAACAAACCAGGCAAAGGAGAGAGAGAUGGACUCAGGGCAGGGAGGAAGGAGCCCGAAGAACAUGGGGCAGGACACCCCCAAACCCGGCCCCCGCCGGGCGUGCUCUGGCCCCCUCCGGCGGCUCCUGACCGUGGCCUUUGCCCUGCUGAUCCUGGGGGGCAUGACCUGGGCCUACGCCGUGGGGGUCCCCUUGGCCUCCGACCACUACGGCCUCCUGGCCUUCGGCCUCUACGGGGCCUUCCUCUCGGCCCACCUGGUCGCCCAGAGCCUCUUCGCCUACUUGGAGCACCGGCGCGUGGCCGGCCGGGCGGCCCGGGGCAAGCCCGCGUGCUCGCGCAGGGUGGCGCUGACCAUCUCCGCCUACCAGGAGGACCCCGACUACCUGCGGCAGUGCCUGCUGUCUGCCCGGGCCCUGCAGUACCCCAGGGAGCGCCUGCGGGUGGUCCUGGUCGUGGACGGCAACCGCGAGGAGGACAUGUACAUGGUGGAGAUGUUCCGGGAAGUCUUCGAGGCCGAGGGUCCCGCCACCUACGUGUGGGAGGGCAAUUACCACCAGCCGUGGGCCCCCCAGGUGGCGGGGGACGGCGGCAAGGCCGGCGAGGUGGAGGCCGGCGGCUACGUGGAGGUGGAGGCUGAGGACCCCGGCCGGCUGACCGUGGAGGCCCUGGUCCGGAGCCAUCGGUGCGUGUGCGUGGCUCAGCGCUGGGGCGGCAAGCGAGAGGUCAUGUACACGGCCUUCAAGGCCCUCGGGGAAUCUGUGGACUACGUGCAGGUGUGUGACUCAGACACCCGGCUGGAUCCCAGAGCCCUGCUGGAGUUGUCCCGAGUGCUGGACGAAGACGGGACCGUCGGGGCCGUGGGCGGGGAUGUCCGGAUCCUCAAUCCUCUGGACUCCUGGGUCAGCUUCCUGAGCAGCCUCAGGUACUGGGUGGCCUUCAACGUGGAGCGAGCCUGCCAGAGCUACUUCCGAUGCGUGUCUUGUGUCAGCGGGCCUCUCGGUCUGUAUAGGAACGACUUGCUGCAGCAGUUCCUGGAGGCCUGGUACAACCAGAAGUUCCUGGGCACCCACUGCACUUUUGGGGAUGACCGCCAUCUCACCAACCGAAUGCUCAGCAUGGGCUACGCUACCAAGUACACGUCGCUGUCCCGCUGCUACUCGGAGACGCCGGCGUCCUUCCUGCGCUGGCUGAGCCAGCAGACGCGCUGGUCCAAGUCCUACUUCCGCGAGUGGCUGUACAACGCCCUGUGGUGGCACCGGCACCACGCGUGGAUGACCUACGAGGCCGUGGUGUCCGGCCUCUUCCCCUUCUUCGUGGCGGCCACGGUGCUGCGGCUCUUCUACGCCGGCUCCCCGUGGGCGCUGCUCUGGGUGCUGCUGUGCGUGCAGGGCGUGGCGGCGGCCAAGGCGGCCUUCGCGGCCUGGCUGCGGGGCUCCCCGCGGAUGCUGCUCCUCUCGCUCUACGCGCCCCUCUACAUGGGCGGCCUCCUGCCCGCCAAGUUCCUGGCGCUGCUCACCAUGAACCAGAGCGGCUGGGGCACCUCGGGCCGCCGGCGCCUGGCCGCCAACUACGCGCCCGCCCUGCCGCUGGCCAUCUGGGCCGCGCUGCUGCUCGGCGGCCUGCUGCGCAGCGUGAUCCACGAGGCCCGAGCCGACUGGAGCAGCGAGGCGCGCAGGACCGAGGCGCGCUACCUGGCCGUCGGAGCCGCCGCUUACGUGGCUUACUGGGCACUCAUGAUGGCUCUCUACUGGGGGGGAGUCCGCAGGCUCUGCCGGCCCAGGGCUGGGGGCUACCGGGUGUCCGUGUGACAGCCCCUCAGAGAGGCAGUCCCCCGGGGCCGCGAGAUUGGAACUCCGAGGACCUAGGUCCGGUCCCAAGGGGAUUUGGGACAAGUCGUUUUACCUCAUGGGCCUCAGUUUUCUUUUAUAAAAUGAGCACGUUGGACCAAGGAGGGGAUCUCCACGGUUCCUUCCAACACUAAGAUCCGGUGACCCGACCUGCUUCUUCCUAUUUGGACAAAUCAUCCCCAGUCUCCCGGCUUCUGAUUCCUGAUCUAAAGGAGGACAGACUCAGCUGUUCACAUGGGAGGGCACGGGCUCGGACUAGAUCUCCGAAGGCUCUUCGGGCACCAAGGCUAUGAUCCUUUGAAUCUCCUUUCCUCCACUAGGCAGCUGGGUGCGGGGACUCCGGGGUCAGUCAGCCCAACCGCCUGACUAAAUAUGCGGAGGUCACUUGCCUUCCUUGGCCCCAGCUUUCUCUUCUAGAAAAACUUUGGGCAUGGGGUGGUACCGCUCAGGGACUGGCGCUUGAGAUUUCCUUUUUUGAUUUUAGGUGUUAGCUGUAAAGCGGAGGGUAAGGGUAAGGGUUAGACUGGACACUCUCCUAGGGUUCUUUCCAGCUGUGACGCGUAUUUAAAUUCUUUUCCUAGACCUCUGGCCCCUUGGGAUGUGUCAGAGAUGGAAGGGGCUUCCAGGGUCCCUCUUUGAGCCCUUCGUGUUCUCUGUGUCUGGAAACAAACACUACAAUUCCCAGCAAGCCUUGCAGCUAACCGAGUUUCAUUCGCGGCGCUGGGCUAGCUUGGGGACGCCCGUGUCUUGAGGGAAAGGGGGUAUUUAUUGGGCGGAAGGGGUGUCUUCUGUCCAUAGGGGGUGAAGAGACCACGGUGGCCUCUGACUCUGAACUUAUUUAAUUCUCAUCCACUCAAAGAGCAAUAAAGAGUUUUAUUUAUUUUC
Antechinus flavipes (yellow-footed antechinus) is the source of this 3933-nucleotide messenger RNA. It is a transcript of the gene HAS1, whose product is annotated as hyaluronan synthase 1. The transcript has 5 exons. Gene Ontology annotation, biological process: hyaluronan biosynthetic process; extracellular matrix assembly. The record is from RefSeq and is a predicted model, not a curated record. Gene Ontology annotation, molecular function: hyaluronan synthase activity. The coding region runs from base 1192 to 3009 and encodes 605 amino acids. Lineage: Eukaryota; Metazoa; Chordata; Mammalia; Dasyuromorphia; Dasyuridae.